AUGAAUCAAAUCAUCUGUCAUCUUGGAUUGGAGAAAGCUGUUGUUCAUGGGAAGGGAGGCCAUUUAAGUCCAUCUUUGGUCAAUUUGACAAAUUUGCGAUACUUGGACCUGAACUCGAAUAGUUUUUCAGGAAUCCAAGUUCCUGCUUUCCUGGGAUUGUUGAAAAACUUGAGAUACCUCAAUCUCUCAGGUGCAGGAUUUGAUGGUGAAAUUCCCCGCCAUUUAGGAAAUCUCAUGUAUUUACGGUAUCUAGAUCUUGGAGAUUCAGAUAUCUCCCCAGUAUCGAAUUGGUUGAGCACUAGGGAUCUUGGAUGGGUUGUUGAGCUCUCUUCUCUAGAAGCCCUAGUCCUGUCCAAAGUGAACCUUACAGCUGCUCAAGAUGGGUUACAGGUGAUUAACAUGCUUUCUUCGCUAACAACACUAGACUUGAAUGGUUGUGAUCUUUUCAUCCAUCCUCAUCUUUCACAUGUCAAUUUCACAUCUCUUUCUUCCCUUGACCUCUGUGAAAAUAAUUUUAGUAACUACAUGGUUCCUCCUUGGCUCUGUAAUUUUACUGGCCUCCAUGAUCUUCGUCUUGAUCAUAAUAAUCUUUCUGAUCCAAUUCAUGGCCUAUUUGACCAAAUGACCUCUCUAGUUCGUCUUGAUCUAUUGUAUAACUGCUGUGAUGCUUCAACAUUGAAAUCACUUUGUAACAUAAGCAGUCUUACUUAUUUGGAUUUGAGGGAUUUCGAUCUUUCACUCAAUUUUCUUACUGGACAUAUUCCGCAGCUUGAAGUUGGUCAAACUUCGGUUUUACAGUCUCUCUUUCUAAAUGAUAACCGUUUCACAGGUACUAUCCCAGAAGACUUGUGCAAGUUGGAAAAUUUAUUUCUGGAUCUAUCCAACAAUCUUCUGUCUGGAAGAGUUCCUGUGUGUCUAGGAAACUUGGGAGACCUGCGGAUCCUAAACUUGGCAAAUAACAGUCUAUCCGGUCAAAUUCCGAGUUCACUGGGUAACUUGGGGUCACUUUAUACUCUGCAUUUGAAUGGAAAUAAAUUCGUUAGGAAGCUCCCGACCUCAAUGCAGCAUCUGAGAUAUUUGGAAGCUCUUGAUCUCGGUGACAAUGGACUCAAGGAUAUUAUACCAGCUUGGAUUGGGGAAAGGUUAUCAAAUUUAAUGUUUCUAAGAUUUCAGUCAAACAACUUCCAUGGAGCUAUCUCUGAUACACUCUACCAACUCUCACAUCUUCGAGUGCUGAACUUAGCACAUAACAACUUGGUUGGAUUUAUUCCUCACUGCUUUAACAACAUUAGUGCCAUGGGAUCAGGGCUAGAAGGAGGUUAUACCUUUGAUUCAGCAGUAAGCCUUCAAGACAUUAAGGGAGGAAGAGAACUUGAGUACCACUCAUUGAGCCUUCUGCGUGUUAAAUCCAUAAGCCUCUCAACAAAUAAUUUAGUUGGCGAGAUCCCUGAUGGGAUAAUGGAACUGGUUCAAUUGCAAGUUUUGAAUCUUUCACAAAAUCAUUUGACGGAAGGAUCCCCAAGAAGAUUGGCAACUUGA
This is a messenger RNA of Coffea eugenioides, 1539 nucleotides long. Its product is annotated as receptor-like protein EIX1. The coding region runs from base 1 to 1539 and encodes 512 amino acids. NCBI's taxonomy places the organism in Eukaryota, Viridiplantae, Streptophyta, Magnoliopsida, Gentianales, Rubiaceae. Gene Ontology annotation, molecular function: protein binding. The transcript has 3 exons. The record is from RefSeq and is a predicted model, not a curated record.